AUGCGGACGGUGAUCCAGGCAUCUCUGCCUACCCUCGACGACGGUGGCUUGGUGGUCCAGCAGGUGAGGGGUGACCCCAAUCGCAGCAUCCGGAUCCCUAGCACUUCGCCCGACAGCCCCCGGCGCGUCGAUCCAAACACCAGCCAGUCCAGCCAUGGAGCCCCGGCACCCUCCGGCAGAGGGAAGGAGCUGAAGGCAGCCAGCUCUCGGAGCAGCAGGGACCAAGAGGAGGAUAGGUCGCGGAGGCUCCGCCACGGUGACGGAUCCUUUGUGGGGGAGCCGGACCCCAAGCGUCAGAAGACAACGGAGUCAUGGGAGCAGAGUAGCUCCCAGGCUCCGCCGCUGCCGCCCCAUCACCAGCAGCAGACACAAGGGAGGACUACUCGCCCUGCCUCUUCUUCUGCUUCCACCGGCGACUCCUCGGCCGACAGGUCCGGCCCCCAUCAAGCUUCUUCCACAACCACUGCUGAGGGGUCAGCAACUUCACCGAUAGCACCUCCAGCCCCGCCCGCGGCCGCGGAGGUCCGGGCCGGAGCUCCAGUGGCUGAGACCGCACCUCGAAUGGAGGCGACCCCUCCAACCACGGUGGGCGGAGAGGCUGCUCCGGCGGCUUCAGCAGGAGCCACGGCGGGGGCGCCCCCUAUAGAGCCAGCUGCGGAGGGGCGCGCGGUGAAGAUGCCAUUGGAGGCGCCAACUACGGGGGCAGCCACAGCAGAGGUACCCCCGGCAGCGACCACGGCAGAGGCACCCCCAGCAACUGGUGCGGCAGAGGUGCCCCCGGCGGUGGUCGCAUCAGAGGCCGCAGAAGCAGAUGGUUAG
Messenger RNA from Panicum hallii, 819 nucleotides. Its product is annotated as nascent polypeptide-associated complex subunit alpha, muscle-specific form-like. NCBI's taxonomy places the organism in Eukaryota, Viridiplantae, Streptophyta, Magnoliopsida, Poales, Poaceae. The record is from RefSeq and is a predicted model, not a curated record. Bases 1 to 819 code for a protein of 272 amino acids. The transcript has 2 exons.